This is a messenger RNA of Aspergillus mulundensis, 2433 nucleotides long. RefSeq names its product bifunctional aminoimidazole ribotide synthase/glycinamide ribotide synthase (gene ade1). The record is from RefSeq and is a predicted model, not a curated record. Bases 1 to 2433 code for a protein of 810 amino acids. Gene Ontology annotation, cellular component: cytosol. The transcript has 3 exons. NCBI's taxonomy places the organism in Eukaryota, Fungi, Ascomycota, Eurotiomycetes, Eurotiales, Aspergillaceae. Gene Ontology annotation, molecular function: ATP binding; phosphoribosylformylglycinamidine cyclo-ligase activity; metal ion binding. Gene Ontology annotation, biological process: adenine biosynthetic process; 'de novo' IMP biosynthetic process.
AUGGCCCAGGAACGUCUGCGCGUCCUCAUCGUCGGCAACGGCGGACGGGAACAUGCUCUAGCCUGGAAACUGAGCCAGUCCCCUCGGGUCGACAUCGUCUAUGUCGCCCCAGGAAAUGGUGGUACUGCUGCCGGGGCUCACAGCAAGAUUGAAAAUGCCAAUGUGAAGGGAAAUGAUUACCCGGGACUGGUAGCUUUUGCCCAGAAGAACCAAGUCAACCUCGUGGUUCCGGGUCCGGAAGCUCCUUUGGUUGAUGGAAUUCAGGGAUAUUUCCAGGCCGUUGGCAUCAGGUGCUUCGGUCCGUCAAAAGCCGCGGCGCGCAUGGAGGGCUCCAAGGCCUUCUCGAAGGAUUUCAUGAAACGCCAGAAUAUUCCCACCGCUGCGUACGAGAACUUCACAGAGUACGAAAAAGCUCGCGAAUACUUGGACAGUGUAUCCCACAAUGUUGUCAUCAAAGCCGACGGACUGGCUGGUGGAAAGGGAGUCAUCAUCCCGACAUCCAAGGAGGAAGCUCACCAGGCGCUCCGCGAAAUGAUGCUCGACCGCCAUUUCGGUGAUGCGGGAAAUGAAGUAGUCAUUGAAGAAUACCUUGAAGGUGAUGAGCUUAGCGUCCUGACUUUCAGUGACGGCUACAGUAUCAAGUCCCUUCCCGCUGCCCAGGACCACAAGCGCAUCUUCGACGGAGACCAGGGGCCCAACACGGGAGGUAUGGGCUGCUACGCUCCUACUCCCAUCUCAUCUAAACAGGUCCUUGAAGACAUUGACCGUACAAUUGUGCAGCCAUCGAUCGAUGGGAUGAGAAGAGAGGGAUUCCCCUUUGUUGGCAUUCUUUUCACCGGCCUCAUGAUGACCAAGAACGGCCCUAAAGUUCUCGAAUACAACGUCCGUGGCGGAGACCCAGAAACGCAGACUCUCCUUCCUCUCUUGAGCGACGACACCGAUCUGGCUGAGAUCAUGGUGGCCUGCACAGAACAUUGGCUCGACGGCGUUUCCAUCAAAAUCAAGCCCAAUUUCUCUACCACCGUGAUCGCCGUCGCGGGCGGCUACCCUGGUUCGUACGCCAAGGGCAAGAAGAUCACUUUGGACCCAGCCCCAGAGGGUACUUUGAUCUUCCACGCUGGAACCAACUUUGCUGGAGACGAGCUACAAACUGCCGGUGGUCGUGUGAUCGCAGCUACCGCUACCGCAUCUAGCCUCGAAGAGGCACUGCGCAAGAGCUAUGCCGGUAUCGAAACGAUUCACUUCGAAGACGUCUUCUACCGCAAAGACAUUGCCCACCGUGCCUUCCGCCAGCGUGAGGCCCAGCAGUCCCUGACUUACGCCUCAGCCGGAGUCUCCAUCGACGCCGGUAAUGAUCUCGUCCACAAAAUCAAGAGCAGCGUCGCAAAAACCAAGCGUGCCGGAACCGACGCCGUCAUUGGCGGCUUCGGCGGCCUCUUCUCUCUUGCCGCAGCCAACUCCGCCUACCACCCGGAGUCCCCUACCCUUAUCGGAGCCAUUGACGGUGUCGGAACCAAGCUCAAAAUUGCCCAUGCCGCCGGCGUCCACAACACCGUCGGUAUUGACCUUGUCGCCAUGAACGUCAAUGACCUCGUUGUCCAGGGCGCUGAGCCUCUCUUCUUCCUCGACUGCUACUCCUGCGGCAAGCUCGACGUUGAGACCGCUGCGGCUUUCGUUACCGGUGUUGCAGACGGUUGCAUUCAAGCCGGAUGCGCCCUCAUUGGUGGUGAAACUGCUGAGAUGCCCGGCCUCUUCAUCGACGACACCUACGACGCCGUCGGUGCCGCCGUCGGUGCAAUUAACACUUCCGGCCCCAACGCCCGCACUAUCCUCCCCGACACAUCAGCCAUGAAGGACGGCGAUAUUCUCCUCGCCCUGGCUUCUUCAGGUCCCCACUCGAACGGCUACUCCCUUGUCCGCAAGAUCGUCGAGCGCUCAGGUCUGAGCUACAGCGAUUCCGCCCCCUUCACCAUGCCCUCUUCUUCCCCCUCUACCGCAUCGAACGAGCCCCUCACCCUCGGCCGCGCCCUCCUCACACCGACCCGCAUCUACGUCAAGCCCCUUCUCAAAGCUCUCUCCUCCACUCAAACCAACAUCAAGGGUCUCGCCCACAUCACCGGCGGCGGUCUCGUCGACAACGUUCCCCGCAUGCUACCCCCCACCCUCACGGCACACAUUGAUGCCAAGACAUGGACACUCCCGCCUGUCUUCUCAUGGCUCAAGAAGAAUGGCAACGUCUCCGCCCACGAGAUGACCCGUGCUUUCAACUGCGGUAUUGGCAUGGUCAUUGUUGUCGAAAAGGGCUCCGAGAAAGCCGUUAAGGAGAUUCUUGAGAAGGAAGGCGAGACUGUUUAUCAGGUCGGUGAGCUCAAGGUCAAGGCUGAGGGGGAGGAGGAGUGUGUUAUUUCCGGUCUCGAGAGUUGGGAUGCUUAG